GACCUCAUCAAAUCUGCUUCUGCAAAAUCUUCUUUUUCCAAACUCUUGCAAGAUUUCCACCAAAUCACACGGGACUUACUCAAAUCUCACGAGGUUUUGUGCAAAAUCACGCAACGCUCUCAAAUCUCAUGAGAAUUCCACUAAACAACACGAGACUAUCAAACCUUGUGAGACUUCCACUAAAUCAUUUUCAACUUUUUUCAUUUUGAACAUAUAGUACAAAUAAUAAAGAAAUCUACAUAUCUCAUUUUGAACCACUGUGCACUGCCUGUCUGAGGAGUUAAAAGAAGUGAAAAUUUAGAACAAAAAGCUGUGAAUGUGUAACAUUAUAAUUAACAUGCCACUUCUGCGAAAUCUUAUGCUACAUCAUCCGAGACGUCCUCAAAUCUUGUGAGACUGCUGCAAAAUCUUACGGGACUUCCUCAGAUCUCACGAGAACAUCCCUCAAAAUCUUGCGAGGAUCAUGCAACGUCAUGCAUGUUUUUCCAAAUAAUCCCCCCCAAAAAAUCCAAAGAAAAAGCACCUUUAACAAAUGUUGAUGUUUUGAUGCCUGACUUCAGGGAAAGAACCGAUGCAUUGCGCCGCCAUUCAGUGGGGAAAUGACUUAUUGAUAUUAGCUCCCGCAGGAGAGACGCCAUCAUCGUCGCUCCACCAAUCAGCUGCAAGCACUUUCGUGUAAUCAAGAGUCCUCAUGGGCCGUUAGCUCGGCCGGGGACGAUUAAACACAACGAAUCUGCGCGCUCGUGCGAGCCGCCAACUCCGGCGGGACUGCGAAGCUGCCUUGUUUACUGAAAUCGGAUGAGAUCCAGUUCAAGAGCUGGAUUGCGGGGACUUUUUGAGACUUUUUUUGUCUGUUGGGGUGCCAUGAGAUAUUUCUUUUGUAAAAUGUGCCUUGGCUCAGCGAAGGCUGGGAAACACCUCCCCAUUGGUGCAAAUACGGAAAGUGCGUUUGCCAGUUUCACCUCCACAAUAAUGACACCAAACAACUUGAAACCAAACAAGACGAUUUAGUCUAACGAACAAAGUGGCUCGCCUCUUUUGUUAGGGAAUCCAAAUCUCUUCGAAGCAAAGAACAACAUGGUUCCGAGACAGUCUUCAGGUUUGCAAACGCUGGGAAACAGUUAUGCCCAAGUCUGGGUUGUCAUGGCAACAGCUGCUUCCACAUGGAGCGGUGGGGGGGGGGUUUGCUCUUCCAUGCAUACAUUUGAAAGUCGCCCGUGACAACAAAACAUCGGCAGGCAGGUUAUGUAAUCCAGCGGAAACGAGUGAGGGUCGCCAUGGCAACACAGCACCGAGAGAUGUUUUCUUGUCUUUUGCCCGCAGACGGACGCUCGCGCCAGCGCUGGCAUGGCUUCCGGAAAUGUCACGGAGGGAAUUAAUAACGGAAUCCAAUGAAAGGUGAACGCUGUAAAUGACGGAGGAAAUACGGCCGGGCAUCCCGUGCGGGUGCCAUCUGCCUUCGCCCGUCUCGCUGCCAAACACGGCGGAGGUGUCCAAGGACCUUCAUAUCUGCGGAAAUGGAUCUCCUGUGUCCAGAUUCCAUUUUUCAUCUCGACGCCUCGCCCUCAUUGACGUCGGCCCAUGCAGAUUGCGGCACAGCAAUCGCAAUCUACGAUCCCAAAACACUUCCAUAUCCUCUCAAAUGGACCUUACGACAUUAUCCUCAAAAGUGGACAAUUUGUCCGGAUGUGCUGAUGGAUGGAUGAGUGCGUUGAAGAAAGAGAGAACACGGCAUGCAUUGGAAGUGUUGUAUUGACACGUUGCAGAAAGUUAAAAUGCUGCAAAACGCCAAACGACACCUGGUUCUGUGGAAACGCGUCUUCAGCGACAUGGGACACAUAUGUCUGGAAUUCGAGUACCUGGACAAGAGUCUUUAUGACCUCAUGAGGGAGCGUCAAUUUAAACAUCUCCAAGUGAAGGACAUUCGACCCAUGGUCCAUCAGCUGGCCAGCGCUCUGGACCACUUGAAGUGCGCUCACAUGAUUCACGCCAACAUCAGUUUGAAGAACAUCAUGCUGAUCGACCACCAGCAGCAGCCGUACAGAAUCAAACUCGGCUUGGCUCAAGGCGCUUCGGUCACCAAAGAGAAUGCCAAUGUUCACAGCCACCCGUAUCGGUCUCCAGAGAUCUUACUGGGGGCUCCGUACACCGAGGCUACUGACAUGUGGUCUGUCGGCUGCGUGGCGGCUUUCCUCUACCUGGGCACUCACAUGUACCCUGGCAGGAAGGAAUACGAAACGAUAAAGUGCAUUAUGGAGACUCAAGGUCCAUUUCCAGAGGAUAUUCUUGUCUCUGGAGAGAAGACCUGUGACUUUUUCCAUGGUGACAAAAAAACGAUUACUUGGAGACUGAAGACGCCAGAACAUUACCAACAAGUGACAGGAUUCGCAGCACGAGACACCCGAAAGAUCAAGUUGACUUCUCUCAAUCAUCUUCAGCAACUCAGGCCUUGGUUUUUCGAUGCCAAGCACCCAGCCGAUAAGGAUGUAUACACAGACGACAAGCAGAUGUUUGUGGACAUGCUGAAGGGGAUGCUCCGCCUCAACGCGUCCCAGCGGCUGACUCCGCGUCAUGUCCUAGCACAUCAGUUCGUCACAAUGAGCCACCUGAAGCCUCAUCACGACGUCAGCCUGUAUGCAAAGUCGUGCUAUGAGUUGAUGUCCCACUGCGAGAAGGAAGCAGCUCACAUUAGCAAAAGGAAAUCUUCAACCUUGCAGAGAACGUCAUCAAAAAUCAGUCAGAAGAAGAGGAACUCCACCACAAGAGCUCACAAGAAGUCCCAUGAUGCAACAUACAAUCCCUCCAAAAGGCUAAAAACUGCAUCUGAAGAUUACCGCACCAAUCGACACCACCGGAAUAAUCAAGCCAAACAACCUGCUGGCGAAAGAAGCCUCUCCCUGACCUCGAAUCCCUCAAGACUGAGGUCGAAGGAUGCAAAGUACAUAAAGCUGAAAACCAGAUUUGCGGCACGCUUCAUGGAGGAGCAAAGCGCGAUGGAUGAGAAUCAGACUUUUCAAAGUGCUCCAGCUCGGAGCCACCACAACCCUGGACCAGGAACAAAAGCCUGGAUUUUGGGGAAGGAUCCUCCCAAAAGUGUACUGUAAUGACCAAAACGCAAAAUACGUUAGUUUUCAGUGCAAAUCAUGUAAAGACGUCACAAAAGCUAAACUCUCAUUUACGCACAGAUAAGAAAACAUCAACACUCGCCAACAGUUAAAGGGAUACAAACGAAAGCCUGGUUAAAAUUUCAAAUAAGGGUGAAAGGCUUCAAAGAAUUUUAAAUUAGCGCUUAAAUCCACGGUUAGGGUUUCAAAGUCCAAUUUUAGCGUUAGCGUUCGAAGUGACAUUUUCAAAUUGGGUUUUCAAGCUAGGCUUAGAGUUUAAAAGUAGAGUUUAAAGCCAUGUUUAGGUUUCAAACAAGGAUUAGGCUUCCAAGCCAGUGUUAGGGUUUGAAGUUGGGUUUUCAAACAAGGGUUAGUUUUAAAUUAGGGUUUGGGUUUCAAGGCAGUGUUUGAAGCCAGGUUUAGUGUUUCAUAGUAGGUCAAAUUAGGGCUUGAAGCCAGGGUUAAGUUUCGAAGUAGGGUUAGUGUUUCAAAAGUAGUGUUUGAAGCACAGGUUAGGACUUGAAAUUAGGGUUAGGGAUUCAAAGUAGGGCUUGAAGCCAUGGUUAGGACUUGCACCCCCAUCUAGUCCACUUAAAAGCUCAGCUGAGCUUUUUCAGCUGUAGUGCAUCUAAUUUAGCUGUAGUUGUUUUCAUUUCGCGGUAGGUCAACUCUUUUUGCUUCUCAUUUUGCUAUUGCUCAAGUCAUUCCGCUGUAGCUCAUCUCAUUUUAAAGCGGCGAGAACAUCUCGACCUGAUUAUCCUCCUCCCGAUCACACGAUGCAAUAGCAGUAGUUUUAUUUAUAUGGCAGAGGACGACACCCAAAUGCCACACGGGUGCGCUUGGGCCCGGCGGGUAGGCUUAGGUGGCGAGCAAAGGUGCUGAUCCAAACUGACAUUUGAAAAAGUGGCCCAAUGUGCAUUCACGCGGUUACACUUUGUUCUCUGAUGAAGAAGAGGAAGACACAAAAACACUUUGCCACUUCAGAUCAGAUCCGAUCACAUCACUUUUGACUGUACAGUGUCCGUUUGCUCACUCGUUGACAUAAUAAAGGCAAAGCUUCAAAUGUUAACAAAA
This is a messenger RNA of Phyllopteryx taeniolatus (common seadragon), 4178 nucleotides long. RefSeq names its product homeodomain-interacting protein kinase 2-like. Gene Ontology annotation, cellular component: nucleus; cytoplasm. Bases 1734 to 3104 code for a protein of 456 amino acids. The transcript is spliced from 10 exons. Gene Ontology annotation, molecular function: protein serine/threonine kinase activity; ATP binding; protein tyrosine kinase activity. Gene Ontology annotation, biological process: peptidyl-threonine phosphorylation; peptidyl-serine phosphorylation. The record is from RefSeq and is a predicted model, not a curated record. Lineage: Eukaryota; Metazoa; Chordata; Actinopteri; Syngnathiformes; Syngnathidae.